AUCCGCAAGGUGAUUCAAUUCCAAGAAAAUCUGAAGGUUCCUUUGAUUUCCAAAUUGCAAUGCUGCUGCGUGCCUGUAGCUAGGGAGGCGCUCUCAUCCUAUUUAGGUUGUGUGAAGGGGACCUCGCUUCAGAGCAAAAGAGUUUGUUUCAUGAGUGCAGAGUAUUGUUGCGCAUGAAUCAAGCUCGUUGAAGUUUAGAAGAAAUCUAGAAGGUGGUCGUGCGGAUGAAUGUUUGUUAAAAGCUCAGAAGUUUUAAGCUCAGGACACGCAACCUGCAACUGAAACAACUGGUCUUCGACAAGCUCAAAGGAAACCCAAAGUCUCUUGAAAGUUGGCCAUUGUGUACCGCAGUGGUGCAUGCAGCAGCAAUCAUGACAGGGUCUGGAGACAACGAGCUGCCCUCAGUGAAGACUUCCGACCUCUUUGCCCGUGCUUUGGAAAAUGAAGGAAUCAAGUAUAUCUUUGGCAUCCCUGGGGAGGAGAAUCUGGACUUCCUCAACUCUCUCAAGGAUUCCAAAAUCCAACUUGUCCUGACACGCCAUGAACAGGCCGCGGGCUUCAUGGCUGCCACAGUUGGCCGCAUCACUGGCAAGUGCGGAGUGGCGCUUUCCACCCUAGGGCCCGGUGCUACCAACUUUGCGACGGCGGCGGCAUAUGCUCAACUAGCGGGGUUUCCCAUGCUGAUGAUCACAGGGCAGAAACCGAUUAGGCAGAGCAAGCAGGGCUCGUUCCAAAUUGUGGAGAUUGUGGAUCUGAUGAAGCAGGUGACGAAGUUCACAAAGCAAAUCGCAGACGGCGACCUCGUCCCGUCGCUCGUGCGCGAGUCCAUCCGCGUCGCUGAAGAAGAGCGCCCUGGAGCAGUCCACCUAGAGCUUCCCGAGGACAUCGCAAAAACAAUGAGCCACGCCCACAUCUUCCCGGUUUACCAAGUCCGGCGCCCGGUUGCCGAAGAGAAGUCGAUCGCGAAAGCGGUGGCGAUGAUCCAGGCGGCUCGGCACCCGCUGCUGCUGAUCGGGGCGGGGGCGAACAGGAAGCGCACGCAAAACAUGUUGAGGCAGUUUGUGGAUGAUAUUGGCAUCCCGUUCGUGACGACGCAAAUGGGCAAGGGUGUCGUCACAGAGCGCAGCCCCCUGUACUGCGGUUGCGCGGCGCUCUCCGUAUCGGACUUCGCGAACGUGUGCCUCGAGAAGUCGGACCUGGUCAUCGUGGUGGGCCAUGACGUCGUGGAGAAGCCGCCCUUCUUCAUGAAGUACCAACAGGCGCCGUACGUCAUCCACGUCAAUUUCUACAGCGCAAAGGUGGACAAUGUCUACUUCCCGCAGCACGAGGUGGUGGGCGAUAUCGCGAACGCCAUCUGGCAGAUCAAGGAGCGCGUGGUGAAGCAAGACCACUGGGACUUCCACUACUACCUCGAGACCCGCACCAAGAUGCUGGACCAUUUCAAGAUUGGCCAGGACGACGACCGCUUCCCGCUCGUGCCCCAGCGCAUUGUGCAUGACGUCAGGCAGGUCAUGCCCGACGAUGGAGUAGUAGCGCUCGACAACGGCAUGUACAAAAUCUGGUUCGCACGCUUGUAUGCGGCGGUGGAGCCCAACACGCUGUUGCUGGACAACGCUCUGGCCACCAUGGGCGCCGGGCUCCCUUCCGCGAUGGCGGUUGCGCUGCUCAACCCUGAGAAAAAGGUGCUGGCCGUGGCGGGAGACGGCGGGUUCAUGAUGAACUCGCAGGAGCUGGAGACGUGCGUCCGGCUGAAUCUGAACAUUACGGUCGCCGUGUUGAACGACAGCGGGUUCGGGAUGAUCAAGUGGAAGCAGAAGGCCGAGGGCCUGCCUAAGUUUGGCCUAGAGUACGGGAACCCAGACUUCGUCGCUUAUGCAGAGGCGUACGGGAUGAAGGGGUACCGCGUCAACUCCGCCGACGAGCUGCUUCCGCUCCUCAAGAAAACGUUCGACGAGCCCGGCCCCAAGCUUAUCGAGAUUCCUAUCGCUUACGAUUGGGCCAACGAGCUGCUAGACAAGGAGCUGCCCGGCAAGUUGCAAGAGCAAGCAUCCGUGCCUAAGACGCCCAUACCGGAGGAACUGAGAGCUAUCGUGGAAGGAAGCAAGCCCGUUCCAUUGUCGCUGCCUCAAACCGCGCAGACUCCCGGUGAACCCAAGAUCACGCAAGACACGGCUCGUGAGGAUGCUUUCUUGAAAGCGCGAGAGGAGGAGAAUCCGCUGCCGUCAUCAGAUGCGGAGACACCAAAGACUGUGCCGAAGUCGACUUCGCAGAUCUAGCGACCUCUAGGGUGUACUAUAGUCCUCUGAGUGUAGUUAUUGCGAGUGCUUGAUUGUAAGUGUCCUCCCAUUGUGCUUUUCAUUCUGGUUCUUGUCUGUGUAAUCAGCACCGAACCAUAACAUUGCGCACCACAAGACAACACUGUUGAGAUCUGGUCAAUAAGCGCGUGAGAAACUGAUAUAAAACAGUCGGAUUGGCCUACAAGCCCAGGCCCGAGAAGAUGACGUGUUGGUUGAGUUAGCGAUGAACAUCCAACGAAACUUGUUUCUCUAGGUUCAUCGUGAGAAGGCUUCAAUCGCCCGAGCAAUUGCCUUCCAAUAUUGUCAAGCAAUUUG
Molecule: messenger RNA, 2612 nt
Organism: Klebsormidium nitens
Lineage: Eukaryota; Viridiplantae; Streptophyta; Klebsormidiophyceae; Klebsormidiales; Klebsormidiaceae
Source: the annotation of a GenBank genome assembly